This is a messenger RNA of Lagenorhynchus albirostris (white-beaked dolphin), 1133 nucleotides long. Its product is annotated as transmembrane emp24 domain-containing protein 9-like. Gene Ontology annotation, cellular component: endoplasmic reticulum; COPII-coated ER to Golgi transport vesicle; endoplasmic reticulum-Golgi intermediate compartment. NCBI's taxonomy places the organism in Eukaryota, Metazoa, Chordata, Mammalia, Artiodactyla, Delphinidae. Gene Ontology annotation, biological process: COPI coating of Golgi vesicle; intracellular protein transport; endoplasmic reticulum to Golgi vesicle-mediated transport. The coding region runs from base 320 to 811 and encodes 163 amino acids. The transcript is spliced from 5 exons. The record is from RefSeq and is a predicted model, not a curated record.
UCCUGGGAUUUGUAGUCCGUGCCCGAGUUGCAGUCUCGCAGGCCCAGCAAAGACACCCUCGGGCUCGGCUGGGAAGGUGGCGGGGGCCCGCGGGACGCAAGGCGCUGGGCCCGGGGCCGGCCCCGGGCGGGGAUGGGGCCGAGCGAGGGCAGCCGAACUGGCCCUGCCGCUGCUGCUGGGGCAGCUGCUGGCGCUCACAGGCGGCGGAGACGCGUUCUACCUCGAGGUCAGCGAGCUGGAGGAGAAGUGCUUCAUCCAGGAGAUCCCCGAUGGCACAGUGGUCAUAGGUAACUACAAGACCGAGCUAUACGACCCUGCUAUGGAAAAGUACCAGCCCUCCCCGCAGUGGAUCAAUUUGUUCGUGUUUGUGAAGGACCCCGAGAACAAGAAUCUGCUGGCUCGUCAGUAUGGCCCUCGGGGCAGCUUUACCUUCACUUCUCAGUCUCCCGGAGAGCACCAGAUAUGCCUUCACCUCGAGUCCAUCCGGUUCGCCCUCUUCUAUGAUGGCAAGCUGGCCAUUCACUUGGACAUGCAGUUGGGUGAACACACCAAUGAUUAUACGGAACUUGCAGCCAAUGACAAGCUGACCCUGCUGCAUCUGCGCAUACAGCAACUGGUGGAGCAAGUGGAGAAGAUCCAGAAGGAGCAGGAGUACCAGAGGUGGCGAGAGGAGCGCUUCCGGCAGACCAGCGAGAGCACCAACCAACGGGUGCUGUGGUGGUUCAUUCUGCAGACCUUCAUCCUUGUGGCCACUGGCAUCUGGCAGAUGCAGCACCUCAAGAGCUUCUUUAAAGCCAAGAAGUUGGUGUAGAUGAGCCCUAGAGACCAGAGGCUUAGCCCCCACUCAUUCCCCUUCUGCUGAAUAAUGGGAAGUGGCCUGGCCUGGUCUGUCUCCUGGCUUCUCCCACCCCUCCCAACCCUGAGGGACUUCCUUGUUACUGGUGUGUGUGGGGUGGGGGACAGAGGACCUCUUUAAACUGGUUUCUGAGCCAGGACUUGGGAGAGGAUGGGUUUCAAGCUGGAGACAUAUGGGUGGGAGGAGCUGUAGGCUCCUUUGCUGCUCUGUGAGACUGAGCAGGAGCGGGGUGAGUGUUACCCCAACCCCCACAUUAAACAGGAUGGGUGAACUAAGA